GGUUUACGCACAGGCGGACACUUCACGUACACUCUACGCACAGGCGUCGGGGACGUCCCUAAACAUGGAGGAUGAGUUAAACGUGUGAAAUCGUCACAUGGGGAGCUGCUCCUGACCAGUGAUUGGAGGAGAGGUUUGCCACGUGCAUAUGUCCUAAAUCUGCAGCACGAGCACGUUUGAUCACCUGUGAGGGUGCUCGAGGAGGAUCUCCUACAGGUUUAAACCGCAGCUGCUGAGUAACCUCCUGCAGAGUAAACCAGAGGUCGCCGUAGAAUUAAACUACUUUAAUGCAUUAAGUUGGGACUGCUUUAAAGCAACCACGAUGGCUUUGAGCUCAUUCGACAUUGACGCUCCGCGAUGGGAUCAGUCGACGUUCACGGGCCGACUGAAACACUUCUUCAACAUCACAGACUGGCGGACGGCGGUCUUACCCGACUCACGCUUGGAUGAGGCCAAAGCUUUGGUGGAAAGCUGCAGGGCGGGCUCCGUCCCUCCCGGCACUACGGAGGAGCAGCUCCACUACGCUAAGAAGCUGUACGACUCGGCCUUCCACCCCGACACCGGAGACCGCAUGAACCUCAUCGGCCGCAUGUCCUUCCAGGUUCCUGGAGGAAUGGCCAUCACCGGCUUCAUGCUGCAGUUCUACAGGACAGUUCCUGCUGUGGUGUUCUGGCAGUGGGUGAAUCAGUCCUUCAACGCUCUGGUCAACUACACCAACCGUAACGCUGCAUCCCCCAUCACUCCCAAGCAGAUUGGAGUAGCCUACUUCACGGCGACCAGCACUGCGUUAGCAACAGCAGUGGCACUGAACCUCUACACAAAGAAAGCUCCUCCUCUCGUGGCUCGCUGGGUCCCCUUUGCAGCGGUGGCAUCUGCCAACUGUGUUAACAUUCCUAUGAUGAGACAACAGGAAAUUCUGAAUGGUAUUGCUGUCACGGAUGAAAAUGGCAACAAACUGGGCAACUCUACGAAAGCAGCAGUAAAAGGCAUCACUCAGGUGGUCGCCUCUCGGAUCACCAUGGCUGCACCAGGAAUGAUCAUCCUCCCGAUCAUCAUGCAGAGGAUGGAAAAAUACAAGUUCAUGCAGAGAAUCACGUUUCUCCAUGGACCAAUUCAAGUGAUGCUGGUGGGAGUGUUUUUGGUCUUCAUGGUGCCUGCGGCCUGCUCCCUGUUUCCUCAGAGAUGCUCUAUGGCCGUGUCGAAGCUGGAGCCCGAGCUGAGAGACUCCAUUGUGUCUCAAUAUGGAGACGCUGUACAACAUGUCUACUUCAACAAAGGCCUCUGAGGCUGCGAGGGCCGAUUAUCUGCUCACCACACAAGACCGAAUACACUGGCCUUUAUGUCAUAAGUCUUCACUUCCUAGUUAUUAUUAGAUCAAUCAUGUCACCUGUUCUUUAUCAGUUCAAAGUUUGUCUGUUUGCUUACAUCAGAUAGAUACAAGGGGACACUGUGUACUCCUGUUGAGAAACCAAACGAUCUCCUCUCAGGAACAGCACAUGACUUUGUUAGUUUGUCCUUCAUGACCGUCGUUGUUUUCAUUGUCUUGUCUGUUUUGUUCUCCUUUCUGUCUGCCAAGCUUCCCGACAAUCUGUGCCUUUUGUCAAAGCGUCGGGAGCAACAACACUGCUGGAUUUUUCUUUUUCUUUAAACAAGCUUCACUUUGAAACCCGAAAUAAUACUUCUAUGCAUGGGUCAAAACUCUGAGACGGUCAUUCAGUGUGGUGAGGAGGUUCUGUGUGAUAAAAGUGGAGGAUACUGCCCUCUUCUGCCAGAAUAAAGAGGAAGACGUACGACUAGUUUGCAUGAUUUACCUACAAGGUUUACCAGUCGGAUCAUAUGCUGUGUGUAAACUCAGACUUGUGCCACAAUCCUCAGUGUAAACUGGAAUAAAACCACAAAUAUUUUAAAUGUAGAA
Molecule: messenger RNA, 1915 nt
Organism: Anoplopoma fimbria (sablefish)
Lineage: Eukaryota; Metazoa; Chordata; Actinopteri; Perciformes; Anoplopomatidae
Gene: sfxn2
Product: sideroflexin 2
Exons: 13
Coding region: 323-1285 (320 amino acids)
Biological process (GO): serine import into mitochondrion; monoatomic ion transport
Cellular component (GO): mitochondrial inner membrane
Molecular function (GO): monoatomic ion transmembrane transporter activity
Source: RefSeq, a predicted model, not a curated record